AUGGCCAACGUUGACGAUUCUGAUCAGUCUGACGGCAGCGAAAUCUCCACCAACAGAAAUGACCCCAUAUUACACUUCCUCUUAAUUGUGAUUGUAAUAGUAGCCUUCACCGUCUCCAUCUACCGUCUCAUCAUUGCCAUCCGCCGCCUCCGCCCCCAAAUCAGGGGAAGUACCCUUCCCAAUUCUCGAGUGCCUGCACAAUCAGAGUCGACACAGGGCCCUGUCGAUCAUGAUCAUCAGCCGCCGACAGUAAUCGAGCUGGUCCCGCCGCUUGAGAAUGAAAAAAACGGCAGCAGAGGCCAUGAACUAUUAUCGGUUGGACAAAACGACAUCGUUUUCGAAAAAGCUGGCGAGGGAAGAAUGGUGGGAAACGACGCCAAUGUUUGUGCCGUUUGUCUUAGCGAAUUCGCAGAGGAAGAGGAGCUGCGGAUACUCCCUGAGUGCUUGCACUCGUUCCACAAGUCUUGCGUCGACACGUGGCUUUUCUCUCGUUCCACUUGUCCCAUCUGCCGCACCAAAACCGCCCUACUGUCUCCGCUGCCGCCAGAGAUCGGACGAUAUCGGACGGAGGAGAAUGAUCACCGUAUAUGA
This is a messenger RNA of Cannabis sativa, 591 nucleotides long. RefSeq names its product RING-H2 finger protein ATL47-like. The coding region runs from base 1 to 591 and encodes 196 amino acids. The record is from RefSeq and is a predicted model, not a curated record. Lineage: Eukaryota; Viridiplantae; Streptophyta; Magnoliopsida; Rosales; Cannabaceae. Gene Ontology annotation, biological process: protein ubiquitination. The transcript has a single exon.